CUGCAGCACAGCUUCAGCUUCGCCGGCUUCCCCAGCGCUGCUGCCAGCGGGCUGCUGGACAGCCCCACCUCCAUCACCCCGCCGCCCAUGCUGAGCGCCGACGACCUGCUGGGCUCCCCCACCCUGCCUGACUGCGCCAGCAACCCCUUCACCUUCUCCAGCCAGGAGCUGGUCAGUCUCUUCGCCCCCAGCAUGGGGGUGCAGGUGCCCAGCGGGAGCUCCCCCACCACCUUCUUGUUCAGGCCCAUGUCCGAGUCCCCCAACAUGUUUGACUCGCCGCCCAGUCCUCAGGACUCCCUCUCUGACCAGGAGGGCUAUCUGAGCAGCUCCAGCAGCAGCCACAGCGGCUCAGAUUCCCCGAUCCUGGACACCUCAAGACGUCUUCCCAUCUUCAGCAGACUCUCCAUCUCUGACGACUAAUCUGGGGUUUCCUCUCGCUCCCCUCUCCCCACCUCUAUGAUGAUGUUAAGCUGAACUCCCCCACCCCAUCCCUGGUAGCUGGAUGUUAACGUGGCCGCCUGCCUGCCGCAGACCCGCUGGCUUAAACCUUAAGUGCCAAAUUACGACGAAAAGCAAUA
Messenger RNA from Eurypyga helias (sunbittern), 578 nucleotides. RefSeq names its product zinc finger protein 36, C3H1 type-like 1. The coding region runs from base 88 to 420 and encodes 110 amino acids. The transcript has a single exon. The record is from RefSeq and is a predicted model, not a curated record. Lineage: Eukaryota; Metazoa; Chordata; Aves; Eurypygiformes; Eurypygidae.